Penaeus monodon (black tiger shrimp) is the source of this 1019-nucleotide messenger RNA. RefSeq lists its product as uncharacterized. The record is from RefSeq and is a predicted model, not a curated record. NCBI's taxonomy places the organism in Eukaryota, Metazoa, Arthropoda, Malacostraca, Decapoda, Penaeidae.
UAGAAACCCGCGAAGAUCCAACACCGUUCCUGGACAACAGGCGAUCAGCACGGUCCUCGCCACGAGAAACCAAUUUGCUCUCCGGCUGUGAGGCAAUGCCAUGUGCAACUUACGACGAGGGCACGGCAGUACCGAUACCUGGAAUAGUGAGCAUUCGGACUCAGAUCCACUUGCAGAUGUGGAACCCGAAACUGCUAAUUGUGGACGGCGAUGGCAACGAGAUUGCGUGUAUUGACAUGAAGGCAAAUCCUAAAAGGAUACUCCUAAAUCAGAGAAAAACCUGCAUUGAAUCGCCUCAAGGCACUGUUCAUAUUCCACAUAUCUUUUAUGGGGUAAAUGAAUGGUUACACUUCAACAUUUCACUGAAAGAUGAAGAGACUUUCAUUGCUAUGUAUGAGCCUCAUACCUCGAGAUAUCUGUUUAGAAUUCCUGUUUUGGGCCAGAGAGUUCAGGUAACCGAAUGUAGACGAUUCGGUUAUUCUCCUCAAUUCCCAUCCAUUGAGCAAACAACAGAUAAUGACUUUCCGAUAAAUACUAACGUCUCAUCGAAUAAGGCAACCAUAUCAAGCAGGAGUGACGAGAUCUUGAAAGAAAGUGAAGGCUUCGUUUCAACGACUCGUGAUCCAACAACAGAAGGCUGACCCGGCAAACCUUCUGCUGCUCAGGGUCACCACCUGCCUCGCGUUCUUAGCUACAACCCUUAGUAUCAUAAUCUUUAGCUUAUAUUUGCGUGUGAGAUCUUUUGUUCUAGUACUAUGAAGACAACUUCGAUGUUUCUAACCACUGCUCUUCAACCUGAGAGUCACAGCGUGUAUUUAGGGGAGCCAUGGCGGGCUAUCAUAAAUGUUGUGUCUCAAUAAAAUUGGAAGUCACUUUAUGAUGAAAAAUCCUCACGUGGAGGAGGGAGUGAGAGAGGAUAAUUGAAAACCACUGUUCAAAAGAAGAAAUGGCUAGCAAAGUAUUUUUAUAUCACUGCUUUCAUUUAUUGCAUUUUGUAGUUAAUGAAUGUUGAUUACUAU